CCUGCCCUUCUCCUCCCCGACUUGGGGCCUGGGAAGGAUAUUGCUAGUGGAGACACUCCCCGCCAUCCUUUGCGGCGGUUCAAGAGGACGGCGCACCGAGGUCCCAUGAGCGAUUUGGAGAGCAGCAGCAGCAGUGGCAGCGAUGCGGAGGAGCUGGCGCGGUGCCGCGAGGCCGCCAUGCCGGCCUGGGGCUUGGAGCAGCUCCCGAAAGGGCCGCAGAAGAAAAGAUCCGAUGCUGUAAAUAAUCAGUUGCCAGCCACCCAGCCGAGCCUCAGGUACUGUACACUCUGGGUUCAAGUUUUCGUACAGUCAUUCAACAAACAUUGGUACCCUGUUGUGUGCCAAGGCAAGGCUAAACCAUGGGAGAUCAAGGUGAAUGAGACACAUGUAGUCGCUGCCCUUGUGGGUCAGCUUCUGAGCGAGCAGGAAAUGAGGUCCUUCUGCAUGUGUUGUAGGCAUAAGGUGGAUGAGCAUGAGCAAGAUGGCAACGAGCUUCAGACCACCCCCGAGUUCCGAGCUCACGUAGCCAAGAAGCUGGGAGCCCUGCUGGACAGCUCCAUUACCAUCUCAGAAGUUGUAAAGGAGCCAACAAAGGCCAAGGUACAGAGAGUCCCCCCAGAGGAUGAUGGCUUCCGCCUUUUCUUCACCUCCAUCCCUGAAGGCCGUGAGGAGAAAGCCUCUCCCCAGCCCCGCCGAAAGCGAUGGCCUUCCAGCUCCAGCAGCGAGGACAGUGACGAGGAGAGGCAGCGGUGCCAGGAGGCAGCAGUGUCAGCUUCCGACAUUCUCCAGCAGUCCGCCAUCCACGGCCCUGUUAAGGUGGAAACGGAGGCAAAGAAGAAGAAGAAAAAGUCGAAAAAGAAAGCCAAGAAGGAGGCCAGUGUGGACUUGGUCACAGCCACCACUGCCACCAGCAAGGCCACAGUCGGGAAGCAAGAAGAGGAGUCAGCCAAGGUAAACGGAGACGCGUCACUUGGGACCAAAAAGAAAAAAAAGAAGAAAAAGGCAAAGAAGGCCAGUGAGGCUUCCCCGUUCCCACUCUCAGCGAGCGCAGCAGCCGUGCCUGCAGACUGACCACGGGCGUGGGGCCCGACCAGUCCCAGUGACGAGGCACCCACGGGACAGGCAUUUCCAGGCCCUGCCUUGCUCUCCAAGUUCAAGGACAUGGCUGGCAAGUCCAGGCUCUGCCCAUGAUGCGGGCUUUCCCAAGAGUCAGGACAAAGCCAUGGUUAUAGAGUGAGAAGCCUCAGCAAGGCCUGGCCUCCUGUGCUUCCCCCUGGGGGCUGGGACAGACCAGAACAUUCCAUGACCUCGGGAAGAAGGAACUUCCAGUUAUUCAAGAUUGAUGGCCAAGUGAUAAAGCUUCCAUCUCCCUAAUACUGUCUGAGGAGAGCGAGAGAAGGGGGACCUUUUCCUUCCUCUCCUCCUCCUCAGCCUUGUAUGGUACACAGUCAUAAGAAAAUGAGGGAGGGGGUCCCCAAGAUGCCACGGCCCAAAGAGUUUGUACUUCUCCGUCUCUGCCACGUAGACUGGACAUAACCUUGUCCAAAAAAAGGAGAAUUUUUUUAUCCUCUCAUUUUCCAGAAUGUUCUUUCUCCACAUUGGUGAACAUAAUUACACACGAUCAUGUCCCAGCCAGAUUAUUGAAACUAAAUUGUCAGACCCAACAUGUAACAGAAUGAUUUGGGUGCUGCCUCCCGGUCAGUGCUGAACCUUAAGGAGGCAUUUUAAGUUAGCACCACUUACAUAAGCAGAGCCCUCCUGCCUGCACCCUGAGACGGGUUUCUGCAUCCCAGCUUUAAGACUUAAGAAAGUGUCACAGCACUUGUGGGCUAGGUGUCAUGCACCAGGGAUAUUCUGCAAGAAGGAGUACAAGCUCAAGGUGAAGGUAAAAAUGCAGGCUUUGUUCCCUGGCCUCGCAGGUUCA
Pteronotus mesoamericanus is the source of this 1924-nucleotide messenger RNA. RefSeq names its product chromosome unknown C12orf43 homolog (gene CUNH12orf43). Gene Ontology annotation, biological process: Spemann organizer formation; negative regulation of Wnt signaling pathway; Wnt signaling pathway. The transcript has 5 exons. The record is from RefSeq and is a predicted model, not a curated record. Bases 106 to 1071 code for a protein of 321 amino acids. NCBI's taxonomy places the organism in Eukaryota, Metazoa, Chordata, Mammalia, Chiroptera, Mormoopidae.